Messenger RNA from Cyprinus carpio (common carp), 2686 nucleotides. Its product is annotated as sodium/hydrogen exchanger 7-like. Gene Ontology annotation, molecular function: sodium:proton antiporter activity. The record is from RefSeq and is a predicted model, not a curated record. The coding region runs from base 93 to 2255 and encodes 720 amino acids. Gene Ontology annotation, cellular component: membrane; recycling endosome. Gene Ontology annotation, biological process: proton transmembrane transport; regulation of pH; sodium ion transport. The transcript has 17 exons. Lineage: Eukaryota; Metazoa; Chordata; Actinopteri; Cypriniformes; Cyprinidae.
UACCUCUCAUUAUUGCAUCUGACUCUACCUUGUGGCUGACGCAGCAGAGCAGAGGCAGUGAGAGAAGAAACCCGCCACCAGCAUCCUGCACCAUGGAGGCGGCCACAGCACCAAAGCCAUGGACAUUAUAUGCAUUAGGAGGAAACAGCUCGCUGUUUGCUAUUAUAAUGUUCAUUUUAAGCCAGUGUUGUCGGAUAAGAGCAGAUGACGGCGGCAUUGAGGAACUUGCCACGGAGAAAGAGGCAGAGGAAAGUCACAGGCAGGACAGCGUGAAUUUACUUACAUUCAUUUUGCUAUUGACACUCACUAUCCUCACAAUAUGGCUCUUCAAACACAGAAGAGUGCGCUUCCUGCACGAAACAGGACUGGCUAUGAUAUACGGUCUGUUGGUGGGUGUUAUUUUGCGGUAUGGCAUCCCCUCCACCAGUUACCAUAAUAAAACUCCUCCGAGUUGCACUCUGCAGGAGCGUCCUGUCAGCACGGUGCUCCUCAACGUUAGCGGAAAGUUGUUUGAGUACACACUCAAGGGGGAGAUCAACCUUAGAGAAAUCCACAGUGUGGAGCAGAAUGACAUGUUGCGCAAGUUGACCUUUGACCCAGAGGUGUUUUUCAACAUUCUGCUACCUCCCAUCAUAUUCCAUGCCGGAUACAGCCUCAAAAAGAGACACUUCUUCAGAAACUUAGGAUCCAUCAUAACUUAUGCUUUCCUGGGAACUGCCAUUUCCUGUUUCGUCAUUGGAAACCUGAUGUAUGGCGUAGUGAAAAUGAUGCAGGUUUUGGGUCAACUCACGGACAAGUUCUACUACACAGACUGCCUCUUCUUUGGUGCUGUAAUAUCUGCCACCGAUCCAGUCACAGUGCUUGCGAUCUUUAAUGAGCUCCAUGCUGAUGGUGAUCUCUAUGCACUGCUGUUUGGAGAGAGUGUUAUGAACGAUGCAGUCGCCAUAGUCCUUUCAUCGUCAAUUAUGGCGUAUCAGCCUGCAGGAGCCAACACGCAUACAUUCGAUGCCUCUGCCUUCUUCAAAUCGGUGGGCAUCUUCUUGGGCAUCUUCAGUGGCUCUUUCGCUAUGGGUGCAGUCACUGGAGUAGUCACUGCCCUCGUGACAAAAUUCACCAAGCUGCACUGCUUCCCUCUGCUGGAGACUGCUCUGUUCUUCCUCAUGUCUUGGAGUACUUUUCUACUGGCUGAAGCUUGUGGAUUCACAGGUGUUGUCGCUGUGCUGUUUUGUGGAAUCACACAGGCCCAUUAUACCUACAACAAUCUGUCGGAGGAGUCAACUAAACGCACUAAACAGUUGUUUGAGGUGCUGCACUUCCUAGCAGAGAACUUCAUCUUCUCAUACAUGGGCCUGGCACUCUUCACCUUUCAGAAGCACGUCUUCAGCCCCAUUUUCAUAUUUGGAGCCUUUAUAGCCAUCUUUAUCGGCAGGGCCUUGAACAUCUACCCUCUGUCUUUCCUGAUUAACCUGGGCCGAAGACACAAAAUCAGAGGAAACUUUCAGCACAUGAUGAUGUUUGCAGGGCUGCGAGGGGCAAUGGCAUUCGCUCUGGCUAUCCGUGACACCGCUACGUACGCCCGGCAAAUGAUGUUCACUACGACCCUGCUCAUUGUGUUCUUCACAGUUUGGGUGUGUGGAGGAGGCACCACGCCAAUGCUGUCCUGGCUACAUAUCAGGGUUGGAGAGACCACUGCUGCGGAGAAGGAGAGGCUGCGUAGACUGUGGAAUUACGUCAGAGUUGGAGUGGACCCUGAUCAGGAUCUUCAGCCAUGUGGGGACAGCUUCCAGGUCCUUCAGGGAGAUGGAAGCCAGUCAGAAGGACAGAGCAAGACCAAGCAAGAGAGCGCCUGGCUCUUUAGACUCUGGUAUACUUUUGAUCACAAUUACUUGAAGCCUAUCCUGACCCAUAGCGGGCCCCCUUUGACCUCCACUCUGCCGGCCUGCUGCGGUCCGCUAGCUCGAUGUCUGACCAGCCCCCAGGCCUAUGAGCAGAACCACGAGCCGCUGCAAGACAAUGACUCAGACCUCAUCCUGAACGAAGGAGACCUGACGCUGACCUAUGGCGACACGUCCAUCACAGCCAACGGGGCCUCGUCCUCCUCCGGCCUCGAAGGAUCGGGCGGAAGCUGGGGUGUGAACGGCAAACGCAGCGACAGCACAUCGGAGGAUGCUCUGGAGCGAGAACUGGACACGCGUGAACAUGAGCUCUUGAGCCGCGGCACACGUCUUGUUUUCCCCAUGGAGGACCACGCUUGACCCUGCCUCCCAAACCUUAAACCACGUCUCCCUGUGCUCCACACCUCCACUUUUCUUGCACAUUGAUCCAUCAGAACACCCAUGACCCCUCCAAAGAUCUCAUGCAGGGGGUCUGAAAUCUUAAAGGAAAAGAAAGAUGGAGAGCAGGAGGGUUUGUGCUCUGAUGUAUUCAGAGAACGGAGGCAACAUAAUUGAUGCUGUGGCAGACUCUGAUUCUGUGUCUACCCAUGAAAAUGUGAUUUGUAGGAGGAAAAAAAAUAUAUAAAACUGCUAUUAAGAAUGCAUAUGGAACAGCUCUGGACAUUCAAUGUCCUUAUGGCUGUCAUUUAUGAUGAGGGAUUCAUGCCGAACAGUCUCUGCUGCCCUUAACAUUCAAAUUCAUACGAUCUCACACACACUGCCCGCCGCAUAUUAACAUUUUAGCUUAGUAG